This is a messenger RNA of Alosa alosa (allis shad), 1349 nucleotides long. It is a transcript of the gene cep57, whose product is annotated as centrosomal protein 57. Gene Ontology annotation, cellular component: centrosome. The transcript has 11 exons. Gene Ontology annotation, molecular function: identical protein binding; gamma-tubulin binding; microtubule binding. The record is from RefSeq and is a predicted model, not a curated record. The coding region runs from base 117 to 1349 and encodes 410 amino acids. Lineage: Eukaryota; Metazoa; Chordata; Actinopteri; Clupeiformes; Clupeidae.
UAGUUUACGCGGUUGUAUUUUGUUUCCUGCUUGUAGUAGUGGUGGUGGAGCUUCUGUUCUCUAUUGUUUGAUCAUGAAGUAAACUCUAAUUGGGUUUAGGAUAAACCUCUGCGUUCAUGGAAACUUCUUGUAAAACAUCAUCCACCACGGGACGUGAUAUGGAUGUGGAGGGAGCAACAGGGGUCAAAGGUCAUGGUCAAGCUGCCUCUGACAUCAUCUCUCUGCCGUCCUACGCCGAGUACCCCUCCACCCGGCCACUCCUCAACACCCGCCUCCCCGCCAGCCCUCGUCCAAUCACAGCCUUCCCUGAGAGCAGCAGUGCAGCCAUCCUCUCUGCUCUGAGGAACCUGCAGGAGAAGAUCCGCCAGCUGGAGCUGGAGAGGAGUCAAGCCCAACAGAACCUGCACGAGCUCAACCAGGAGCACACACACACACACAGCAGCACAGAGCUGGAGUGCCAGUUGGCAGCAGCUGAGUCUCGUUGUCGGUUGCUGGAGAAACAGCUGGAGUACAUGAAGAAGAUGGUCCGCAACGCAGAGAGUUCUAGAACGUCUUUACUUAAACACCAGGUGUCAUUGGAGAGGUCGGGGGUGGUGGAGCAGGAGGAGGUUCGUCAGAAACUGGAGAAACUGGACAUGCUGGAACAAGAAUACCAGAGACUAACACACACACAGAACCACGCAGAGAGUAAGAUCCGCGAGAUAGAGAAUAAACUUCUGGAAGAAGAACACCACAGGAAACUGAUGCAGGAUAAAGCAGCUCAGUUACAGACAGGUCUGGAGGCCAAUCGUAUCCUGCUUCAGGCAGUGUCGCCACGCCCACGCAAGUCAGCAAAGCCCAAGAAGAAGAAGAAGGCUUUGCGGCAGCAGGAGUCUCCUUCAGAGCCCCACUACAGGCUCAGUCUCAGAGAUGUACCAUUUGUCACGGGAACGUCCACAGGUGUGAGUCACUCGGUGCGUGCUAACGUCCAGCACGUCCUGCACCUUCUGAAGCAGCACCACCGGCAGCUGUGCAACAGCAGCGUGCUUGGGGCUACGCCAUUGGCUGCCUCCAGCGCCCGACCCCACACAGCAGCCAAUGGGAAGGGCUCGUCAGGGCAGCACAGCAGUAGCUCCUCCUCUUCCUCUUCCUGUGAGGAUCUGUCAGAGCUGCUGGCGGCCCUACAGGACGAGUUUGGACACAUGAGCCUAGAGCAUCAGGAGUGUGUGCGGCGACUGCAGCGUUGUGAUGUGAGCAGUGUGCGGAUGGAGCUGGAGAGGCAGCAGGAGAGGAUGCUGAAGAAGAUGAAGGACAAGGGGGAGCAGAUCGCCACGCUGCACAGACACCAGGCCCAGGUGGAGCGGCUAUGA